This is a messenger RNA of Gryllus bimaculatus (two-spotted cricket), 791 nucleotides long. NCBI's taxonomy places the organism in Eukaryota, Metazoa, Arthropoda, Insecta, Orthoptera, Gryllidae. The record is from the annotation of a GenBank genome assembly.
UGCCCCGAGAUCACGCCCGAAGAGAUCACGCCCACGGCGCAACGGCCCGCGCCGCCCGCCGACGCUUACAUCAUCCCCCCCGAAACGGCCGUCACCGCCAAACAGCGCCGCGAGGAGACGGUCAUUUUCAGCGGCAAGAAGAGCGUGUACAGAUACGAAUCGCUCGAAGCGACGGGGUCGCCCGCCUUCGAAAGCCCCACGACCGAGGACAGCGUUUCGCACCAUAUCACAGACACCGGCAUCUCCCUGACGCGAGGCACUACCACCGACACGUUAACGAGCCCCGCGGGCGCGCCCCCGGCGCGGUUGCUCCCUGACGACUCGGGCCGUCUCCUGUCCGACACGGCGGUGGACGUGGGCAUCGAGGAGACGGAGCUCACCGACGCGGGUUUGAGCCCCAUCGCCCCCGACGACGUGGGCAUCGGGCUCCUGCCUGCCGCAGACAUGCUCUUCCUCGAAGAGGAAUUAGUACUCGCUCAAUACUGCGACGCGGCCUCUAGUCCGGUCGAAUUCCGCACAGAAUCCACAUCCGUCGCCCUCUCGCCUUUGCAAGUCGAGACGUCCGAGGCGAGCGUUUCGACAGACCGCAUCGAUACCAAGGACGCGAGCGUCAGCCCCAUACGCGACGACGCGUCGUCUGAAGCACUGGAAGAACGAAGAGGUUCCGGAGACGUCCGCGCGAUGGUCCGCCUCCUCGAAGAAGGGGAGAAACUGCGCGCGCUGGAAAAGAUGCAACGCCCGCCCACGCCCGGUCGCGUGGUGGCGCCCGCAGAGGCCGCCGCCGCCGCCCC